Strongylocentrotus purpuratus (purple sea urchin) is the source of this 1550-nucleotide messenger RNA. RefSeq lists its product as uncharacterized. Gene Ontology annotation, molecular function: syntaxin binding; SNAP receptor activity. The record is from RefSeq and is a predicted model, not a curated record. Bases 280 to 1059 code for a protein of 259 amino acids. Gene Ontology annotation, biological process: vesicle-mediated transport; vesicle fusion. The transcript is spliced from 3 exons. Gene Ontology annotation, cellular component: SNARE complex; plasma membrane. NCBI's taxonomy places the organism in Eukaryota, Metazoa, Echinodermata, Echinoidea, Camarodonta, Strongylocentrotidae.
UACAGCUAACGCAUAUCAAAGCAUUAUUGCAUCGUCGCGGCAGGGGUCGCAGCACACUGAAUUGUAGUGGGCAAGGAUAAAUCGUUUAAGAAAUACUCUAUGAGGGAGCGCCGUAAUGUAAAUAUUAAUCUACAAAACCAUAUCGCACUCCGCUUUUAUUGAAUUCAUAGUGUAUUCAAUCGUGGCUUUUAUUACAAUCGUACAUUGAACAUUCAUUCGUACACCGUUGCAAUGAUUACAACGAAGACAUUCGAGCUGGUAAACUAGCUAGGUGAUUGCAUGAAGAAAUGGCCUGAAUGCAGGAAGAAGGAAACGAUAAACGGAGGAGGAGGAAGAGAAGAGGGAGAAGAACUUGUAUAUACGACCUUCUGGACGAUCAGUAUGCCGAAACAGAAACCAAGCAGUGUCCAAAACCAGGAGAACACCGCGAAGGAAUACAAGAAACUCCCUUCAUGUACGAUUGCGAAUGAACAACCACAUGACCAUGGCUCGACCACGUCACGCCUUGACGAAAAAAAGUCGUCCAGACGAAAAUGGCGACUAAAGCCGAACCAACGCGCCAAAAAGAAGUCGGACACCAGCGAUCACCAGCAGGCUGAGGUGUUGGUGUCCUGCGUAUCAAAAGAGGUCAGACUUGAAAAGCUACAAAAGGACGUCGACGAGGUGGUUGAGAUCGUGCGUGGGAACGUCGAGGGAAUCUUGGAGAGGGAAGGAAAGGUAGAAGAUCUGGAGAUAGCGGCUGAGAGAUUACAUGAUGCGGGUUUGGAGUUCAAAAAAACUGGAAGAGGUGUGAGAUGGAAAUACUGGUGGAACAACAAUCGCUGCUGCAUACGUUUCCUAAUUGGUAUGAUAACAUUUGUCAUAUUUAUCAGUCUCGUCGCUGGGCUCACCAAGAGGUUUGGAACCCAUGACCUUACGAGCGCUACACUCAUGACGAACGUUACCACUGAACCACUCUUUAACGUCUCAUCUAGUGUUAUGCCAACACAAAUAACACCGAGUGUGAUAGAUAGAAAUAGAACGGGAUUCCCACCCGAUCGAAGAGGAUUGUUAAUCUAGAUGUUCGACCACAACAGGACGAGUUCGGUAUUUAGCUAAGAGGUUUCGCACCAAUGACGAACGUAACCACUGAACCAUUAAUUCGACUAACGUCUCGACUAGUCUUAUGGAAAUAUUUUAUUGUCUGGCGAGUUUAACAGGCUGCCUCCCGACAUUUUAGAUUACUAUCUCCUGUGGAUGUGUUCGAUAUAUUCUUUGAAAUGACUCAUUUAGAAAAUAUAUCUCAUGUUGGGGAUGUUAAUUAUUUCCCACAUAUUUGAUGUUAUGUACAUAACCGCAAGCUUCCAUUUAAUGAGUAAACUUGGUUUAUGUAGAACCUUAUGGUGUCAGCUAUCAGAAAAAUUGAAAUAAUGCUCGUUGAUUUUGAAAAAAAAUAAUACAAGUAACAUAUUUUAUUCACAUUUUUUUUUGCAAAUCUGUAAAUAGCAAUGGUGAUUUUAAUGAAGUACUAGCUAUUGUAAGCACUUCCAGUACUAUUGUUAUUUAAGACU